AUGGAGGAGAAGAAGAGUCGUGAAAUGAUGACGAUUGAUCCACAUGUUUUGAGAUCAAAGAGAAAGUGCAAACUUCGCCAAGAGAUACAUGUAUCGCUAGUGAACAGUCUUCCCUCAGAAAUUACCAUAGAAAUACUAUCUCGUUUACCCACUGAUUCAAUCUUGCAGUGCAGACUAGUGUGCAAAACAUGGAGAAAAAUACUUCUUCAUCCUUCUUUUGCUCAUGUGCACUUGCAACAAUUUCCGCAUUUGCAUGGCAGCAGUUACCCAUGUCGUUCUUCUGUUAUUGGUGCUAAGGUUGGUGUUGGUUUCCUUUUUGGAUUUUCGUUUUCGCCGCAUCACUUCUCUGAACUGUACUGUGGGGAGUUUGAUGACACGCCUAAGAAGAAACUUAAAUGGAUCAACCAGCCUCCCAUUAAGCUUCACUCAAUGGUUAGUUCAUGUAACGGGUUGAUUUGUUUUUCAGAUUUCGUCCGUGGUCAUUAUGUCCCUGAACCUAGCUAUAUUAGUAAUCCUAUCACCGGAGAGUACGUGACUCUUCCGAAACUGGAAAUUACUAGUGAGAACAAGAUUGAUAGUAUGGUGUGUGGUUUUGGUUACCAUUCUUCUAUUAACAGGUACAAAAUAGUAAAAAUCUACUAUAUCCAGAACCAACCCUUGGGACGAGUCCAGGUAUAUACGCUUGGAUGUGGUAACAGUGGUUGGAGAGACGUGGGAGAAACCGCUUACUCACUUCAACAUAGUAAACUCUGUUGGAAGGGUGAUCGUUGCCCGUUUGGUGUGCUUGCAAACGGAGCACUUCACUGGCUAGACAUGGAACAAAAGAUUGCGUCCUUCGAUUUGGUGGAAGAGAAGUUAUAUUUGCUCCCAUCACCAGAUUUUGUUUAUGCUGCCGCUUUCACAAAGCUUUUGGAUGAAAAUUGUUAUGGUGCAACUCCUCACGUGAACAGCUUUGUUUCGCUGAAAGCUCUUGGAGAAAGGUGCAGGUCCAGAAAAAGAUACAAGGCUAAUCCAUCACCGAGGACAAUUUUCAUAAAACAGCAGACGAAUGCAUGA
Molecule: messenger RNA, 1056 nt
Organism: Papaver somniferum (opium poppy)
Lineage: Eukaryota; Viridiplantae; Streptophyta; Magnoliopsida; Ranunculales; Papaveraceae
Product: F-box protein At3g07870-like
Exons: 2
Coding region: 1-1056 (351 amino acids)
Molecular function (GO): protein binding
Source: RefSeq, a predicted model, not a curated record